AUGGACGGCAGGCCCAUGAGAGACUGGAGACUUCCUAUGCAACCAAAUUCUUUGAUAGCCGUGUUUUCUACUAUUGCUAAGUCGGCGCUUCUGGUCCCACUAUCCGAAUGCAUUGGACAACUAAAAUGGAUAUACUUCCAAACCCCCCAGCCAAAGCCUGUCAAUCGUCUCGAUGAUUUUGACGUGGCCACUCGAGGGCCAUGGGGGGCCUUGACCUUUAUUUUCCAGCUGCGCUUGAGAAAGUCCGCCGCUUUGGCAUCCUUUGGGGCAGCAUUGACAAUCUUUUCGCUUGGUUUUGAGCCAUUCACACAGCAGGUCCUCAGAAUCUACUCCAAACCCGCUCUGCUAGCCAAUACUACUGGGACUGUAAGCUCGAGCAAAGCAUUCUCAGAUGUGUGGAGUACAGAGAAUGCUGAUCUGGCUGGCAUGGAGUAUCCUCUGACUCUUGGAUCCAUAGAGCAUGUCUCUUUGCAGGAUAUCAACUUACUAAGCAAUGUAUACUGCCCGACAGCAGAAUGCCAACUCGAUCAAUUUCUCUCUCUGGGUCUUUGCGAUUCAUGCACCUCCCAAGACGCGUCUCUCGAUGGCAACUUCUGGAACGGCGCUGCUCAACAUGAGGAUGAGUACCAAGGAUGUAUCAAUACCGCACAAUUCGGCAACAAUGAAACAGAAUUCCGCUGGAAUUAUACUGGGAUGAAAUAUCACGUUGCAGCCGGGGAGCCAGUUCGGUGGGAGAGGAAAUGCAUAAUCAGGAAGCCGGGGUACCCGGAAUUGGAUAUGCGGAUUAUCACGGAUUACAUAGGUGGCGAGGCAUGGCCCAAAGUGGGUGUAACCAACUCAGAUCUACGGUUUUCCAAUGGAUAUCGACUGGGUAUCAUUCGUUUGGAACAGGAUCUUCUGGACAGGUCGCUCCGCCUCUACACUGCGUUGAAUAGCGAUCCAGUAUGGAACCCAUCGAACUCUACUCCGCAAAUAGAGUUCUGCAUCGGAGACUAUGAACGCUUCCAGGAUGGUAAAAUACUCGACCCUUACAAGCUACCACUUCCAGCUGUUUCUGCAUUCACUUGCUUCAAGUCGACAUCUGAUAUCACGCGUGUCGCCGAAAUUGAUCGACUCGGAUUGGUAAACGGAACAAUAUCUCACUGCAAACUGAGCUAUUGUGCGAAGCGAUACUCCGGUACCACGAUACGAAAUACGGUCGUAAGUUACGACUCAUUGGAGGAAUGGCCACUGCACCCGACUGGCGACGACCCGUACAAAGCAGGAUCCGGAUAUGAUCAAGCAUUUCGCGCAGAAGGCCUGAACGAGACAUUCUACAUCGGCAAUCAUUCGACCCUCUGGCUCGGCUCUUCCAUGUCAAGGUUCUUCAAAUCUACCACACUGAGCACAUACCUCUUGACAUACUUUAUGCACCACACAUGGCCUGACUUCUUCCAAGGCCUUGCGCAAGUAGGAAGCAAAGUCAUACAAGGUCCUGGCAACUUCGCAGCUAUCAACAACACCAGUGAAGCUUACGGGCCGGAGAUCUUCGUCGAUGUGAGAUGGGCCUGGCUUGCGUAUCCACUGGCGCUUCUUGUUUACUCAACGUUAUUCUUGCUGCUGACGGCGCUGGGUAGCAGAAGGCGCUCUUACCUCUUUAAGAACUCGAUAUUAGCUGUGUUGGUCCAUGGACUGGAAGGUUGGGACGCGGCGGAUGGUCCUGACCUGCUCACGGUGGCGAAGGAGAGGAAUAGUGACCUGAAGCGAGCUCUGGGACCGGCGAAAGUGUCUCUCGCUGAGAAUGACUACGGUUUACUAAAGCUCAAGCGUGACUGA
Alternaria viburni is the source of this 1815-nucleotide messenger RNA. RefSeq lists its product as uncharacterized. The record is from RefSeq and is a predicted model, not a curated record. NCBI's taxonomy places the organism in Eukaryota, Fungi, Ascomycota, Dothideomycetes, Pleosporales, Pleosporaceae. Bases 1 to 1815 code for a protein of 604 amino acids. The transcript has 2 exons.